Messenger RNA from Dalotia coriaria, 2141 nucleotides. RefSeq names its product aldehyde dehydrogenase X, mitochondrial-like. Gene Ontology annotation, molecular function: aldehyde dehydrogenase (NAD+) activity. The record is from RefSeq and is a predicted model, not a curated record. NCBI's taxonomy places the organism in Eukaryota, Metazoa, Arthropoda, Insecta, Coleoptera, Staphylinidae.
CGAAACAUUCUGCGAUCAAAGCUCGAGUUAACACGAAUGUAAGGUGUUGCCAAUGUCAUCAUUUAUUGAUAAUGUUAAUAAUGUACAUACUUUUGAAUUCUUGUUUACUUUGCAAUGUAAACACUACAUAGAUAUCGUCUAAAAAGUAAGUGAGCUUGUUAAAAAUUUCAAGCGAUUGGUAAAUAUGCCGGGCGUAAUUACUGUGAUUAUUGUUAUCUAUUGUUGAAAGUUCUGCUAAUUAACGUCAACAAGUUAAUUCGAUGGAUACUGAACAUUCCUAGCACACACAAACAUGCGUGUAACCACAAUACCAAUUUGAUAUAUCUGUCAGGAGCUGUUUGUAUUGCGCCGUUACUAUCUGUGAAACGGUGCAAUCUUCAGAACUCUCGUAUAAUUUAUUAUAACGCAAAAUUAAUUUGCUGAUUUGAACUGUAUACACUCGAACAUAUGGAUGUGGGAAGAGUGGGAGACGAUAGGGAGCUAGUUAUACCGCAACAAACACACCGCACGCAUCAAUCCUGUUGUUGCCUUCCUGCUGGUCAGUGUGGCUCAGUGAAACAUAAUUGUAAGAACGCGUUAAUAAAAUGGCUCAGAGAAAUCCAGAAAUUAAGUACACUAAGUUGUUUAUCAACAAUGAAUUUGUCGACGCUAAAAGCGGGAAAACUUUCCCUACAAUUAACCCAGCAAAUGAGAAGAAGAUUAUUGAUGUUGCCGCCGGCGAUAAGGAGGAUGUAGAUGCAGCGGUGGCGGCAGCUCGCUGUGCUUUCAAGCGGGGAUCCGCGUGGCGUUCGAUGGACCCUUCUGCACGUGGAAAACUGAUUUACAAAUUAGCACAACUUGUCGAGCGUGACAUCUCAUACCUGGCGUCCUUGGAGUCGCUGGACAAUGGUAAACCAUAUGAGGAUUCCAUCUUCGACAUCAAUUGCGCCAUUGACACGCUUAAGUACUAUGCAGGAUGGGCUGACAAGAUUCACGGUCUAACUAUUCCCGGAGAUUGGGGUGUAACAUCGAUGACAAGAAAGGAACCAGUUGGUGUUGUGGGUCAAAUAAUUCCAUGGAACUAUCCUAUUCUUAUGCUUGCCUGGAAGUGGGGACCCGCAUUGGCUACCGGUUGCACUGUUAUUCUGAAACCCGCUGAGCAAACUCCACUUACUGCUUUGGUACUUGCUGCUCUCAGCAAGGAAGCUGGUUUCCCUGCUGGAGUGAUCAAUGUCAUCCCUGGGUAUGGUCCAACUGCAGGCGCCGCCAUUGCGUGUCAUCCUCACAUCAACAAAGCUGCAUUCACCGGCUCCACCGAAGUGGGACACAAAAUUUUGGAGAAUUCUGCUUUGAGCAACCUUAAGAGGAUUUCUCUAGAAUUAGGAGAGAGUCCACUCGUCGUUUUUAACGAUGCUACAUUGGAGGAAGCAGUUGAAAUUGCCCACAAUGCAAUUUUUGCCAACCAUGGCCAGAAUUGCUGUGCUGGUUCCAGGACCUACGUUCAAUCAGGCAUUUACGACGCCUUCGUUGUUAAGGCAACCGAAAUGGCUAAGGCACGCAAAGUAGGCGAGCCUUUCACUGCUGGUGUCCAACAAGGACCUCAAGUAGAUAAGGAGAUGUUUGACAAGGUAUUGGGUCUCAUCGAAAAGGGUAAAAAGGAAGGUGCCAAGUGCAUGACUGGAGGUGCCCGCCACGGUACCGAGGGUUACUUUGUGCAACCGACGGUAUUUGCUGAUGUCAAAGAUGACAUGAGUAUUGCCAGACAAGAGAUCUUUGGGCCUGUGCAGAGCAUCUUUAAAUUUGAUACUCUUGAAGAGGUAAUCGAACGCGCAAACGAUACUACCUACGGUUUGGCGGCUGGUUGCGUUACCAAGGAUUUGAAUACCGCCAUGACUUUUGCACAAGCUGUGCAAGCUGGUUCGGUUUGGAUUAACUGCUAUGACAUGGUUAUUCCACAAGCGCCUUUCGGAGGUUUCAAGCAGUCCGGAAUGGGCCGCGAACUUGGUGAGGACUCGUUGCACGAGUAUCUGGAGACGAAAACCAUCACUAUGAAAUUACCCUGCACCCACUAAUUUUAAUAGUGGGUUUUUAAUAUGAACAUAUACUAUUGUUUUGAUUUAUUGCAAAAUGAAUUAAAUGAAAUAUUUUUGUAUUUCAAAUAA